GGGGAAGGGGGAGGAGGGCACACCGAGGAGGGAGAGGCAGGGAGCAGAUGAACCCAGUUUACAGAAAGCGAGCGCACGGGUAACAGGAGCGCGCCGAAGUCUAUUUGCAGUCUAUUUUUGAACCUUUGGAGCUAAAUUGAAGAUCGCACUCCUCUCGUUUUGACCGUUAACGCGUGACAGAGCGAGAAGGAGGAGAACCGCGAGGACAUCCGCGCGCUGCACUGUGCCCAGGACAUCGGCGACUCCCACAAGAGAGUGGCAAGCGAUGGGAUGGGACACGAGGAAUCAUGGUUAUUUUAGCGAGUAACGGAAGACUGUGUGUCCCGUGUCCUGGAGUGUGUGUGAGAGAUGUCUGAAGAGAUGCUUGAUGUUCAGUGCCAUGUCAAGAACUAGGAGUCUCCGGGGCGCGCACUGAAGACAUGGCUCAGGCGAAAGUCCAGAAAGAUGGAGGACUGUCAUCCAGUCAGAACACUCAACCCCUUUCAGGGCAGGGCGUGGCCUGGAAGGGUCCCCGUACAGUGGUGCUGCAGAAAAACUCUCAGGGCUUCGGUUUCACGCUACGGCAUUUCAUCGUCUAUCCACCAGAGUCUGCCCUCCACACAAAUCAGAAGGAUGAGGAAAAUGGCAAUGGCAAAGGAGGUCAGAGAUCUCGUCUGGAGCCGAUGGACACCAUUUUUGUAAAGAAUGUGAAAGAGAAUGGUCCAGCCCAUUUGGCAGGACUAUGCACGGGAGACAGGCUGGUGAAAGUGAAUGGAGAGAGUGUAUUGGGGAAAACAUAUUCUCAGGUCAUAGCACUGAUUCAGAACAGUGAAAAUGCGCUUGAGUUGUCCAUCAUGCCUAAAGAUGAGGAUGUGCUACAGUUGGUAAGUGUGUAUUCUCAAGAUGCCUACUUGCGAGGAAAUGAGCCAUACACUGGAGAAGCCCAAAACCUUCCCGAACCUCCUCAAGUCUGCUACUCAAACAGCAAACCCACCACCACUGCCCUGAACCACGGUCUUCCUGACAACCUGAACUGUAAACUUAACCCCCCUCUGGACAAAAGCUCGGUAGGGGACAUCUCUGGGAUCACCGGACAUUGCUUAGAGGGCAUAGGGACUCAGCGCGUAUCCCCCAGCCAUCAUCGACUGACACACCACCGUGCCCGCUCCUCGUCUUCUGCAGGGAUUACAAUGAACCCACUAGACUUCCAUUUUGCCAACCACAAUGCAGCUAUCGCCUCCGCCACACUUCCACACCCCAGAAAAGGGAGUCUUCCCCAAGCCCGCAGCGAACUUUGCCACCAGGCUUUGUCUGAUUGGUACUACAGUCAAGCGGAUCGGCCGGGCCUCGGUAUGUCCCAUCAACACCGGAGCAUUUCUCAAGACCGGUUAUCUGAACUCGGACUGGGAGGUUCUUACGGAGGGUGGCGGCACAGCGCUUCUCACGACACCCUUUUGCUUCAUUACACCGCAGGGAUGGGGGUCAACCACUUCCAUCGUACGGACGGUUACGGGCUGGGUAGAUCGGGCACGUCUGGGGGUCACACCUCUGGGCGGUCCUGCUCAGAAAACUUACUGGCUGCUUAUGCGUCCUAUGAGCAGAGUUACGGUCGUUCGCUAGAGACUCUAGAAAAGGCUUCUGCUCUAAUCUCGCCCCGUUACGAAAGGACAACCUGGCCGCAUCAGAGCACUCAGCCAAUGAGGGCUGAGGUGUGUCCCGGCCCAGCCAAUCAUCAGGCGGGCAUUACCACUCCCUCGGGGUGGGGCUCAGGUCAGGCUCAGCAGCAGCAGGUAGGAUCUCAGUCACACAUCAGACGUUUACCUGCACAGACUGUAGACGAUCAAACAGUGGGAUAUCGUAGCUACAGCCCCUCCUUCUGCCGAAAGGCCAGCCAUCUUAUGCAAAAGUCUCAUUCCUUCAGGGACCCAUCAUACACCGGACCUCACCUCAGCUGGACAACCAGCCCACCAGAGAGCGCGCCCUCCUCGGGGCGUGAGUCUUCUUCUUUGUCAGUGUCCUCCACAGUGGAACCCCAGGACUCAACGAGACCAGCCACAGGGUUUGGUGGGUUUAUAGACGAAACGCUUCAGUCUCAGAUUCAGGAGGUGGUCCUCCGACAAAAGCCCCCCACGGGCAGAAAGACCCCUCAUGGUGUGAGACAUCACCACUAUGCUUUACCUGUGGAUUCACCUCAACCCUUUACAGCAACAACUCCCACCUCACGGACAGAAGACCCCGUUCACCAAACCAACGGUGGCAUACCACCCCUGCCCGUGGAGCAGGAGUCCCUGGCUGCCAUACCUUUCAUAGAUGAGCCCACCAGUCCCAGUGUUGACCUGUGUGCCCGCCAUGUACCAGCAUCCUCUGUGGUGUCCAGCAGCCUGUGCCAGGCAUCUGCCCACACCACCAGCCCCGUCUCUCCCAUCCUCACCUCACCCCUUACCAGCCUCCUCUACACAGACUGCAGCAAUAUCAAAAACAAUCGUCGCUCUUCUUACUUGCUGGCCAUCACCACAGAGCGCUCCAAGUCAUGUGAUGAGGGUCUGAACACCUUCAGGGAGGAGGGAAGUGUUUUCUCGCGAAUACCAAAAAGGGUCAAAAGCUUUUUUGCAGAUGGAUCCCUGGAGAGUCUUCGAGCAGCAGAGGAAGCGCGUUCUAAACGUCACUCAACAUCUGAACUAGGGAGCGUCACUCUCAGUGACAUCAGGAAAGACGGCUGGCUGCACUAUAAACAGAUACUCACUGAGAAGGGAAAGAAAGUGGGCGGCGGCAUGCGACCAUGGAAACGUGUCUUCUCAGUACUGCGCUCCCAGUCGCUCUUCCUCUACAAGGACAAACGGGAGGCGGUGCUUCACGCAGCUGGAGCAGGAGGUCACGGGCAAGCGGAGGACGAGCAGCCAAUCAGCAUUCGCGGCUGUUUGAUCGACAUCGCUUACAGCGAGACAAAGCGCAAGCACACUUUGCGGCUGACCACGCAGGACUUCUGCGAGUAUCUUUUGCAGGCGGAGGACCGUGACGACAUGCUGAGCUGGAUCAGAGUCAUCAGAGAGAACAGCAAGUCUGACAGCGAGGAACUGGGCUUCUCCAGGCAGGCUCUCAUCAAUAAGAAGCUAAAUGACUAUCGGAAACAGAGCCUGACGGGCAAUAAGCCAGACACCUCUCCCAGGAUACAUCGCAUGAUGCCACCUUUUCUCCUGUCAAAGACGGAAAACACAGGAGUGAACCGUGCCCCAGGGAAAGAUGAGACUGGCCCCCCUAAGGCUCCAUGGGGUAUUAACAUCAUGAAAAAGGGAAAGAAAACUGGUCCAAAAGCUUUCGGGGUUAGGCUGGAGGACUGCCCACCUGCUGCCAAUAAUAAGUUCGUUCCAGAGAUCGUGGAGACCUGCUGUCGUCUGGUGGAGGAGAUGGGUUUGGAUUAUACUGGCAUCUACAGGGUACCGGGAAACAAUGCAAUGGUGUCUUCCCUUCAGGACCAGCUCAAUAAGGGGAUGGAUAUAAACACAUCUGAAGAGAGAUGGCAAGACCUCAAUGUCAUCAGCAGUCUGUUGAAGUCUUUCUUCAGGAAGCUUCCAGAACCUCUUUUUACAGACGAUAAGUAUAAUGACUUCAUUGAUGCCAACCGCUUGGAGGAUGCAGGGGACCGUUUGAAAACCAUGAGGAAGCUAGCGCGUGACCUCCCUGAUUACUACUACCACACGCUGAAGUUUCUGAUUGGUCACCUGAAAACUGUUGCGGACAAUUCUGAGAAGAAUAAGAUGGAGCCCAGGAACCUCGCUCUGGUGUUUGGCCCCACGCUGGUGCGGACCUCAGAAGACAACAUGACCGACAUGGUCACUCACAUGCCAGACCGCUAUAAGAUCAUAGAGACUCUCAUUUUGCAUCAUUCAUGGUUCUUCAGUGAUGAGCAGGAUAAGGACGAGAAGACGCCAGAGGACCAGCAGGACAUCCAACCCGUUCCAAACAUUGAUCAUCUUCUGUCUAACAUUGGGAGGACGGUGGGAGAUAACUCAGAUUCCACCAACAACGACUCAGCUAAACCUAAGGGAACUUCGACUCCCAAAAAAGACAUGAGUGCCAAGGACUUCCUCCCCCUGUCCAUCAUAUCAGCCGUGACCCGGAAGAGAAAGAAACGCCGGAGCACCUGCCCUCCUGACAGCAGCACUGAUGAAGACUCUGAGCACGAGCCAAUCAAAGCCAGCAACUAUGAAGAGAUGUGUGAGGAGAGAGAGGGUCAGGCAAGAGACAACGGACACCCGACGCCAAAGGCAGAAGAAGAGACUGAAGAAGCAGGCGAGGUGGAGGGAAAGCAAGAACAUGUGGAGGAGAACCUCCGAUCCCUCCAAAAGCCUUGUGACCAAGAAGGAGCGGAACUGACGGAGGAAAAGAAGGUGGACGAUGUUUGUGAGAGAGAACAGAUGGGUCGCAUUCGGUCUCAACGGCCUCGUAGCUUCUUAUAUUCUCACCACCAAAGCCCGUCAGGGCUCGGAGCAUCCACAGAGCCAACCAACUCCUCCACCUGCUCCAACCCAACACAAGCCUCGAUCAUUGCUCACAUUCUCGCCCAGGGAAACCUUCUCACCCGGAGGAAGCUCAGAGGGGAAAGAGUACGACCUCAUUCGCUCUACGUGGAGCGGAGCAGAAUCGUAGAAGAGCAGAGCUCUGGCUCUCACAACCGCUCUCUGGGAUUCUCAAGAGUCAAAGCGUCUCUUGUGAGAGGUCAAGAGAGGCUCCGUCAAGCAGUGUCGCCCAGUCGGAGCGGCCAGCAGAGCAACCUGGCCCCAGCCGAUGGCGUGUGGGGAGCAGGGGGUCAGCGCCGGCCAGGCUCACCGGAGACACACAGGAGGAGGAGAGACUGGAGGCGCCACACAGUGUUGGUUAAUAUGCCUGGGGAGGGAUGAGCAUGAAGACACUGUGAAAUGUCAAACAUGAAAUGCAAACACAUCCCUUGAUAACCUCAGCCCUGCACAGCUUUAAUGCUUUAUUCUUUCCACCCCCCCUAAAUAAAAGGACGACUUGUAUGGCAGCUAAAGCCUAUGUCACAAACACAUGGCAGAGCACCAUUCUCAUUCUUACUCUUGGGUCAACUGCAUUAUAGAGAUAGUUUACCCUGAAAAUAAAAAUUAUGUCAUCAUUUAUUCAUCCUCAUGUCUUUCAAAACCUGCAUGUGACUCUUCUGUGGAACACAAAGUAAGAUAUUUUGAGAAAUGUCUGAGUGGUUUUGUGUCUAUACAAUGGAAGUCAAUGGGGGCGGUGUUUUUGGUUACCAACAUCCUUAAAAAUAUCUUUUUUGUUCUGCUGAAUAAAGAAAGUCAUGUAGGUUUGGAAUGACAUGAGGGUGAGUAAAUGUUGAGAGAAUUUAAAUUUGGGGUGUAAAUAAAUAGCAAUAAAGGCUGUGUUAGUGGCUAAAAGACAGUCGUGCUAGAGUACCAGAUCACUGUGGUCUUUCUCUCCUCCCUGUUUAGUAGGUUUCUCCGUGGCUUUGAUAAACCUGUACAGAUUUAAUUUUGUGUUUGUCAACAUCAUAUAUCAUUCUUGUGAUGUAAGGCUUAUUCCAUGUAAACUUAUGUCAUGUUUUACUCCCCUGUGCAUGUACAGUAUAUGGGUGAUGGUGUGGACCAACUUUUGUAACAAAUGUACAAAGCCUUGCUAAGUUAACCUCUGUGUACAAAUGAUAAAUAUGGUAUAAUAUAUAAGAUUUUUUUUUUUAAUUGUUUCUUUUUUAUUGCUGUUACAUAAAGAAUAUCUUGUUUAUGUGGUGUGUGUGUAUAGAGACCUACACCAUAUUGAAAAGAUUUGGUGUCAUUUGUAUAUUUAAGAGAUUAUCUGGUGUUAAUGCAUAUGGGAAAUGUUAACCUAAAAAUGAAAUUCUCUCAUAAUUCUACUGGCCCACAUGCCAUCCCAGAUGUGACUAAUGUUAGUUGUCAUUUGCGUGUUUCGUCACAAAACGCGAAUAUCAAGAUUUGAAAUUCUGUAAUCAUUUACUCACCCUCUUGUCAUUUCAAACCUGUAUGAUUUUCUUUCAUCCGCAGAACACAAAAGAAGAUACUUUGAAGAAUGUUGUUAACAGCUGUGCUGUUCUUUUACCAACAUUUUUCUAAAUGUCUUCUUUUGUGUUCUGCAGAAGUCAUGCGUGUUUGAAAUGACAAGAGGUGUGCAAAUGACAGACUUUUCAUUUUGAAGGUGAACUCCUGUAAGCCCCACAGAAGAUAUUAUCCACCCACCAGUUACCAUUUUAUAUAAUACAUUAUUAGAUAAAAUAUGAAAAUGUAAGGUGCAGACCACUACUACUAUAUUUUGUUUUCACACACCUUUGGUUCACGUACAAGAGGAGCACAGGUAGGUUCUGCAAAUGCAUAUAAAGUUGAUUUAUGAGGGAUCGUCUUCUACAUUACUUCGUCGGGGCAUAUAACUGUAAAAACCCACAUCAUCUCCUGUGUUAAAUUCAUCGUAUUCCAAUUGCUAGCUGUCGUUUUAAAUUCAUUGGUAUUUACAGGAAACGAUGGGAACCCCAUCUUUCCUCCAGUACCCCUU
Triplophysa rosa is the source of this 6510-nucleotide messenger RNA. It is a transcript of the gene arhgap23b, whose product is annotated as Rho GTPase activating protein 23b. Gene Ontology annotation, biological process: signal transduction. NCBI's taxonomy places the organism in Eukaryota, Metazoa, Chordata, Actinopteri, Cypriniformes, Nemacheilidae. Gene Ontology annotation, molecular function: protein binding. The transcript has 24 exons. The record is from RefSeq and is a predicted model, not a curated record. The coding region runs from base 420 to 4877 and encodes 1485 amino acids.